Messenger RNA from Megachile rotundata (alfalfa leafcutting bee), 1778 nucleotides. It is a transcript of the gene bbg, whose product is annotated as PDZ domain-containing protein big bang. The record is from RefSeq and is a predicted model, not a curated record. NCBI's taxonomy places the organism in Eukaryota, Metazoa, Arthropoda, Insecta, Hymenoptera, Megachilidae. Gene Ontology annotation, molecular function: protein binding.
CACUCUGGCGGACGACGAACGCACACGGUACACGGCACGCGAUAGAGAAACAAAGAAGGAACAACGUAGCCGGUAGGGAGUGGCCAACAUUCCGGAGCCGUAAAGAUCAACGAGGUGUUCGCGAUGAAUGGAACGGUUUAACCACGAUCCGGAAAAUGGAUGUCGUGAAGAGUACAACGGAGGAUUUCGUGACGGUGGUCAGCGUCGACAGUCAACCGCCGCCGAAAGAGAACUUCGUCACGGUGCUGUCGAUAGGAAACGGGAAAAAGGACGACGAAGCGGUUACGAGCCCGACGAAAAACCAGGCGAACGGCGUCGAUGGACUUCUCGAGGAGGAAGUCGAGGUGUUCCGACUACCCGGAGAACGAUUAGGAUUCGGCUUGAAGUUCGAAGGAGGCAACAAGACUUCCGAACGGGUCAGGAGGCUGUUCGUGCAGAGCUGCGCGGAACAAAGUCCGGCGAGCAGGGCUAAAUGCUCGUGGGGCACCUUGGGAGAGGGCGACGAGGUACUCUCGAUAGACGGUGUACCAGUGACACACAUGACUCGAUUAGAUUGCGUGAGGAGAUUGAAGGAAUCGCAGCUGGUUAUCAAGCUGGUGGUCAGGUGCAGAGGAGCUCUCAGGCCCGAGGUGGUGAGCGCCGAGAAAAAAACGUCACCGGAGAAGAGCAAAGUGCCGCCAGAAUUGCCAUCGGUACCUCCCCCCGUACCGCCGCGAAAGCUGCGACAAGCCCGAGGCUUGGCCGACGGCGAAGCUAAUCCGAGUCCUGUGAAGAAGUCCUGGAACGGAUCCAGGUCGCGGAGCGAUUCGCAAACCAGUUCUCCUGGCUCGCAAACCGGCAACAUCGUCGACAGCAAGUCGACUUCGUUCGAGAGCUGCGAGUCUUCGCCGAAGAUCCUCGAUGGAUCGGUUCAGGAGAGUCCGAAGGAUUCGCCGGAGUUCGCGAAAUCGAAACAGGAACCCCCGGAAGCUAUGGUGUACGUGGACGCCAGGUCUCAGUGCGGAUCGACCCACGGAAGCGCUUCGGACGACACGGGAAGUUCGAUGUCCACGGUGAUCGACCGAUUCUCCACGUCCGACCGAGUAUCGACCGUGUCGACCGUCUCGACCGCGUCCACCGCGUCCGAGCAACCUAGCGAAUUUUCUCGAAUCGAUCAGGACUCGAACGGCGAUCUGCAAUUGUCCAAAGCGAUAUGCCCGUUCGACGAUCCGGAGACCGAUUAUUCGUCCGAUCCGCCCGAUUAUCUGCUGCGCCGUUUGGCCAGUUCGGAGGCGGUGACCCACGUCGAGUCUCGAGGAGAAGUCGAGAAGGUGACAGCGGUGGUGGCACCGAACACGGUGCUGAUCGAGGAGACGAUCACUUUUCAGCCACCGUUGAGCUUCCAAGACGCUCCGUUGAGUUACGGUCACGAACCCAGACCGGAUCUCUUCUACACGGCCGAUCUGGCCGCCGACUCGACCACGCAUUUCCGACCGAUUCAAGACGACGUGGAACUCGUCGAGCGCGUUAACAGCGUACACGAGGACGACGAGGAGGAACUGAACGCUUUGGACUCGUCGUCGACGUUGCAGAAAUCGAAGGGACGCGGAUCCUCGAGCAGGACACCGCCUCCUUUGCCUGUCAGGAAUCACGUAAACAGGAUCAACGUCAAUCAGACGAGCAACGAUCGAGUCGUCGAACAGCGUCAACAACGAUCGAGUCCGGAAACCGUCGAUGGCCGAUCGGAAGCGCCCGUUUUACCGCCGAAACCGUUACCCCGAAGAGACGCGAAGAUUCGA